AUGGAAAAAUCACAGGUGAACAGGUCUGAAAUCUGUUCUUGGGUUGGGAAUUGCCAAGAGGUAUGGGACUUCUCUGAUCAAGACAAUGACAUCAUGCUUUCAUUGAAUGAAUUUUGUAUUGCUCUCUUCCUCAUGGAGAGACACAGGGAAGGCCACUCUCUUCCUAAGGCACUUCCAUUUGGCAUUUUGUUUGAGGGGACACCAAUCACACCAUUGCCUUUAGCAAGUCAAGUUUGGAGACAUGCUCCAGGAUUAAUCCCUUGUGCUGUUCUAUUAGUGGGGCUUUUCUUUGUACCAGAAUCUCCUAGAUGGUUGGAUUAUAUAGAAACACUGCAAAAGCUCCCGAAGGCCAAAAUAUUCGAUUUGUUUCAGAGAAGAUAUUUGCGAUCUGUCACUAUUGGGGUUGGACUAAUGGUCUGUCAACAAUUUGGAGGAAUCAACGAAAUAUGCUUUUACACAAGUAGUAUAUUUGAGUCUGCAGGUAUGCUGAUCGAGUUGCUAAUGCUAAAUGGGAAGUUAAAGAACAUGGAAUGGAACACAACAGCUAAUGUUCAAGUCAUUACUUGCCAUCCACGCCCGGUGGACAGCAACCCAGUAUACCAGGUGGCAAACCAAUAA
This is a messenger RNA of Lactuca virosa, 618 nucleotides long. Lineage: Eukaryota; Viridiplantae; Streptophyta; Magnoliopsida; Asterales; Asteraceae. The record is from the annotation of a GenBank genome assembly.